AUGUUCGAAACUCCAGCCCCUUCUGCCAAAGUCACGUCCCCAACCACUACCGGAGCAGAUGCCACUGCCAAUGACCAAGACCAUAAAGAGGAUAGUCAUAAUGAAGAGGUGGACGUGCAUCACUCUCGCCGCAGUGGACGCCAGGAGUCGCAGUCAAUCCGCCGUCCUCCCCCUCGCCAGCCCAAAUUGAAGGGGCCGUCCUCAUCACAGCAGCAAUGGGCUGCAGUCUUCAACUUAACCCGUCUCGACCUCCAACUCGACGUUCAAAUUUAUCUUGAGCACCAGAACAGCUCCGGUUCCGCUGAGUUCUUCCUCGGCGAAGCUCUCCACGUUUCCUUCGCCGACGCCCCCGAGAAUGACAACCCAUUCGCACGCUUGCAGCCCCGAGCUCAAACGCAAGCAAUAGCAAACCUUUAUGUCAUCGAAGGAAAGCUCAAGUACGUGGAAACAUUCACCCAUAUCCGAUAA
Messenger RNA from Bacidia gigantensis, 468 nucleotides. RefSeq lists its product as uncharacterized. Bases 1 to 468 code for a protein of 155 amino acids. NCBI's taxonomy places the organism in Eukaryota, Fungi, Ascomycota, Lecanoromycetes, Lecanorales, Ramalinaceae. The transcript has 2 exons. The record is from RefSeq and is a predicted model, not a curated record.